Molecule: messenger RNA, 1288 nt
Organism: Lonchura striata (white-rumped munia)
Lineage: Eukaryota; Metazoa; Chordata; Aves; Passeriformes; Estrildidae
Gene: TIPIN
Product: TIMELESS interacting protein
Biological process (GO): replication fork arrest; DNA damage response; DNA replication checkpoint signaling
Cellular component (GO): replication fork protection complex; nucleus
Molecular function (GO): DNA binding
Source: RefSeq, a predicted model, not a curated record
UUCACUUGCGGAGCCGGAAAAGGGAACUCCUCCUCCAGACCGCGUUUUGAAGUGGGAGGGGGAAGAAGGCUUCUUUGUAGCAAUGCUGGAUCCGUUAGAGAACAACUUGUUUGAUCUUCCUGAUUAUGAGAACACAGAAGACGAAACCUUCCCACCUCUUCCACCUCCUGCCUCUCCAGGAAGAGACGAUGCAGAAUGGGCUCAGGCUAAUGGAGAUCCAGAUGGAAACCAGCAGUCCCAAACAAAGGAUUCUGCUGUGACCACACAGAAGGCAGUAAAAAGACAAAGGCCUAAAUUAGAUGCCCAGAGGUUAAUUUCAGAAAGAGGAAUCCCAGCUCUGAGACACAUGUUUGACAACGUGAAGUUCAAGGGCAAAGGGCAUGAGGCAGAGGACCUGAAGACACUGAUCCAGCACAUGGAGCACUGGGCCCACAGGCUGUUCCCACAGCUGCGGUUCGAGGAUUUUGUUGACAGGGUGGAGUCUUUGGGAAACAAAAAGGAAGUUCAGACCUGCCUGAAGCGGAUUAGGCUUGAUCUUCCUAUUUUACAUGAAGACUUCAAACAUAAUGAAGCAGAAGCAGACGGGGAAAGCAAUGGGCUGGAUGCAGCUGCUGAAGAUGCACAUUCCCACUCUGGCGGUGCAGAGGAGCUGAAUUCCCUGCCUGGGACAAGCCUGACAGAGGAGCAGCAGGAGCGGAUGAAGAGGAACCGGCAGCUGGCCCUGGAGCGGAGGCAGGCGCGGCUGCAGGGCCUCAGCCAGUCCCAGCACCAGGAGCUCCCCAUCAGUUACUCAGAAGAGGAGUUGGACAGCCCAGUUGCUCAGGAUCCCACUGACCUUACUGAAGACACUCAGGUUCCUGCAGCCAAGGAUGCUCCCACAGAAGAUGGAAAUGAUGAAUUGGAAAGUGCCAGGGAAGAGCAGUAGCUCCCUCACACCGUGAAUGCCUUUUUUGACCAACAGUAAGUACUGGCAUUGUACUGAAACGUUGCUGGCUCUUGGCACUGCAGAAGCUUCAGGGAAGUCUUUGCCAUGGCGUCACUGAAGGACAGAGCUCUUCCCUGGAAGCUGCAGGGGAGCAGCUCCAUACACCAGGAAACAGAACAAAGUUCUUCAGCUGCACUUGAGCCAUCUUUUCCACCUCCCAGAAUGUUUUCUAGGAAAUGUUUAUGAGUUUUUGGACCUACUUUGAAUACAGUUUAUCAUUUAUGUUAGACUGAAUGAACUGGGAUGUUGAUGGAUUAAGUUGCUAUUAAAGGUGUGUUUGGGUUUUUUUAACAGGUCUUUUAA